UACAAUUUGUCAAUUUUGAUAUUUGUCUAGUUCUUAAGUUGGUAUCAAGGGGAAGUAAUCCAAAUAAGUUAGGUGUAGUUAUAGACUUGUGGUAACGUUAUCGUCCAGACACUUUAUUGUGUAGAUCUAAGUGAAACGUUAUGAUUUAAAAAAGGAGAGUAUGAAUUAGUAAAAGAACCAGUCAUACAUACAAAUACGCGUUCAUGGAGUUAAAAAAACGAAGAGUAGUCUUUAUGUUAUGUGUUUUGUGUCACCCCAAGAGCGUAAUACCUGAAACUAACUAACUACAAACACGUUAGAUAUGGAACAUCCAGUAGGAUGUUGGAAGAAGUGCAUACUUGGACUGACGCUUAUAGCCGUGCUGAUAUGUUACUACUGGACUACGAAGAUCCCUGUGAAAAUAAAACAAAAAAUGAGGGGACCUAUUGAAUAUGAGAACAACUCACGUGAACGCACUGCCAAGAUACAAAAAGCAGCAGAUUUCCAGAAAAGCCAGGAUACUGCCAAGGAACUAAAAGAUGUGCCGGUUGUAUUACUGAUGACGUAUAUGCGGUCGGGAUCUACGUUUCUAGGAGAUAUAGUACAACAGUUGCCUAGUGUACUUUACUCGUAUGAACCACUUAGGCGAUACAUGGAAAAAGGUUAUUAUUUAACCCGUGAUCGUGGUUCGUGCAACACCUCCAACGGUAAAUGUAGAAAUACUUUGGAGAAUAAAUACCGCUUCAUAAUAGACAACAUCAAGAAGUUUUUCAACUGUGAUUCACAGAAACUGGAUUUGAAAUUUACAAGAAGCCAAAAAUCAAACACGUGGUUUCAAUUGUGUGCUCAUGAAGCCGAGCCGGAAAAGUGUGUUUCUAAAGUGAUAUCGUUAUGUUCAUCAGCGGUUCGGAUAAUUAAAACCAUCCGAUUGUCUAUGGACGUGGUACAAGAAUUAAUGGAGAAUAUUCCUAACCUGAAGGUGGCACACUUACUACGAGAUCCACGAGGGAUGAUCAAUUCCAGAAGGAAAACCAUACCGUAUUUUCAAUACAAUAAGAAAAAAAUGUCUCAAAUAGCCCGGGCCGUGUGUGAUAGGUAUCACAGAGACAUAAGUAUAGGCCAAUCACUGAAGGUCAAAUAUCCUAACAGAAUUAAAACAGUGCUAUACGAACAGAUAGCACAGAGACCUUUAGAAACUUCUAUUCGAAUAUUUAAAUUUUUGGGGCUUCAACCAAAAAGGAAUUUCAAAAGUUGGCUGAUGGAGCACAUUGCAGGAGACCCAAAAAUGUCAGUUGGUCAUCCCGCCUUUAGUACUGUGCGUGCAAACUCUACAGUCACUGCGAACUCCUGGCGGAUACAAUUGUCGUUAGAUAACGUCAUGGAUAUAGACCGGGAGUGCUCUCAGGUGUAUGAAUACACAGGUUAUCUGGCGGUAAAGAAUUCAACCGUCCUGAAAAAUCUCAAUAUAUCCGUUCGAAAGAAGAAUACUAAUUUUCCAUAGAUUUGGGGAAUAUUUAACACAGCCCUCCUUUUUAUGUUUGGCCUCCCAUUACUUCUAAUAUAAAUUGCGCGAUGAUUAAUUAAAACUAAACAAUAACUAUAUUUCACUUUAUAUCUAUGAAACAAACACGAAAAUGUCAUCCCUAACUCUUUUCUGUCGGUGAAUAAGGCUGCUAAUAACCGGUUAGAUAAUCAGCUCCGAUGUUUUUGUUAUGAAUUAUCCAAAACCUUUGUAAAAUUCCUCCUUUUGGUUUGAUAUGUUAACCGGGGGGGACUGUAGGUCUGCACUCCGUCCGUCCGAGAAGUUUGUCCGGGACAUUUCUUCUAUUCUAUUUCACUAUUUCCUAAGCGUCAUAACAGUGUAUUUGACUGGGUAUAUUCUGAGAGGGAAAAAGCCAGUCGCGUUUCUAUCAUGCGUUCGACUUGUGCAUGUACUACUUACCUUAUUAGGAGCCAGUUCUCUAGAAAUAUGAGCUCGAGGUGACAUAGCUUAGUCCAGAGUGACGUAUCACAGUUGGGUAAAUACGGUAAAUUAUGUGGGGUUUUCACCUGGGAGAGUAGGAGCCAAUCAGAAUUUAGCUUGCCCGUCACUGCGCUCCGAGUCACACACAGAGGAGUCCGUCAAACGGCAGCUGUGCAUGGUAAAGCAGUUAAUCGGUAGCCGCAUAAUUGCUUCUUUUUUUAACCGGAAAUGAAGUAUGUGAAAGUGAAAGUAGAAGUUCAGUGUCAACAAAUAUACGACUAGUUGUAGCGGGAUUUAUAUUAUUUUAAAAAAGAAAUAGGAGGUAUAUAGGUGAAGUGGUGGAGAAAGGGUUAUUACUAUGUAUUUCACAACGGAAAGAAAAUAUUUCCUGCAUGUAUAACUUACUGUUUAGUCAUUAAAAUG
Molecule: messenger RNA, 2365 nt
Organism: Mizuhopecten yessoensis (Yesso scallop)
Lineage: Eukaryota; Metazoa; Mollusca; Bivalvia; Pectinida; Pectinidae
Product: carbohydrate sulfotransferase 1-like
Exons: 4
Coding region: 302-1480 (392 amino acids)
Biological process (GO): sulfur compound metabolic process; N-acetylglucosamine metabolic process
Molecular function (GO): N-acetylglucosamine 6-O-sulfotransferase activity
Source: RefSeq, a predicted model, not a curated record